Messenger RNA from Antrostomus carolinensis (chuck-will's-widow), 667 nucleotides. RefSeq names its product EWS RNA binding protein 1 (gene EWSR1). The transcript has 4 exons. The record is from RefSeq and is a predicted model, not a curated record. Lineage: Eukaryota; Metazoa; Chordata; Aves; Caprimulgiformes; Caprimulgidae. The annotation marks the transcript as partial.
ACCCCAGGAUGGCAGCAAACCAGCAGAGACCAGCCAGCCACCAUCGAGUACGACAGGCUACAGCCAGCCCAGCCUAGGUUACGGUCAGAGCAACUACAGCUAUCCUCAGGUGCCUGCCAGCUACCCGAUGCAGCCAGUCACCGCCCCACCCUCCUACCCUCCUAGCAGCUAUUCCUCCACACAGCCCAGCAGUUACGAUCAGAGCACUUACUCCCAGCAGAGCACCUAUGGGCAGCAGAGUACCUAUGGACAACAGACUAGCUAUGGCCAGCAAAGCAGCUAUGGCCAGCAGGCACCACCGACGACCAGUUACCCGCCCCCGACAGCAUCCUACAGCCAGACCCCAAGCCAGUACAGCCAGCAGAGCAGCAGUUACGGCCAACAGAGUUCAUUCCGUCAGGACCAUCCUAGCAGCAUGAACGUAUACGGACAGGAAUCCGGAGGCUUUUCAGGCCCAGGAGAGAACCGGAAUCUGAGCGGCCCUGAUAACCGGGGCAGGGGAAGAGGGGGAUAUGAUCGAGGAGGCAUGAGCAGAGGUGGGCGGGGAGGAGGAGGAGGAGGACGCGGUGGAAUGGGGUUACAAAGUGAGAGCCUUGUAUACACUUCAAUACUUAAAAAGUACCCGUACUCAGUACUCAGCCGGCAGCAUAAUGAAAAGUGGGACUAG